Molecule: messenger RNA, 978 nt
Organism: Phaedon cochleariae (mustard beetle)
Lineage: Eukaryota; Metazoa; Arthropoda; Insecta; Coleoptera; Chrysomelidae
Source: the annotation of a GenBank genome assembly
AUGAAACAUGAUUUGAAGCUUGCUAAAACAGAUCCAGCCAUUGAGACACUUACUUUUGACCUAGAGAAAACUCACAGCUUACCACGGCUACCAACGAGUAUCGUCUAUUACAAAAGACAAUUGAAUUUGUUCAAUCAGGGAAUACAUUGUGGCAGCAGUGGUAAGGGUUUUUUUUACGUUUGGUUAGAAUAUGAAGCAAGCCGGGGAACGCAAGAAGUGGGAUCAUGUCUCCGAAAAUUCAUUUCUGAGCAUUUGAAGACUACAGCCACCAGAUUGAUACUUUGGGCUGAUUCUUGUGGUGGCCAAAACCGAAGCAUAAAGAUGGUUUUGAUGCUGCAACAUAUUCUCCAAAAUCAUUCCACUCUAGAAACUAUCACCUUGCGAUUCUUACAGCCUGGUCAUACUUUUUUACCGAAUGAUUCUGAGUUUGGAGAUGUUGAAUGUGCUUUGAAAACUCAUAAUCGUCUCUACACAGAUAAGGACUACAUCCACGUAAUGACAAAUUGCCGACGCAAAAAUCCCUUUGUAGUAACCAGACUUAGUAAAACUGAUUUUGUAUCGGUAUCGCCCCUUCAGAAAUUGAUCACCAAUCGCAAAUUGGAUAUUGAAAAAAAUAAAAUUUCUUGGUUGAAUACGUGUGAAAUUGAAUUACGAAAAGUCGAUCCUUUUAAACUGUAUAUGAACAGCAGACUCGGAGAUGACCCAAAAAUUGUGGACAUAUCGAAAGGUGGUCGUAAAAACAGAACAACGUUUGAUACCGAGUUACCGUUAUUAUGGCCUGAUGGUCGUGAAUUAUCAGCUGCGAAAAUAAAAGACUUAAAGGAAAUGAUGAGACUGGUUCCAAAUGAUUCGAAAAGUUUUCAUGAUUUUUUGAAAACUGUUACAUCUGGGGAUUUUGAGGAUGAUGCAGAAGGAUUUGGUGCGUCCAUCGAUUUUGAUGUUGAAAAAAAUAAUGAUUUGACAGCUGAUUUGGAAUAA